ACAGUACAAAACCCCUCCCCUCUGCAAAUAAAAACAACAAAACCCUUAUCCCUUAAUAUAAUUCCGGCGUCUUUCUCGGCCGACCUCGAUUUUCCGGUGACAACUAUUCGAUCUUACGAGUUCACAUUCAAUUUAAUUGAAAGUUAUGCAGCAAGGUGAUCACACAUUGUUAAGUUUGAGACCCGGUGGCGGUGUCAGAGGCAGUAGAAUCACAGCUUCUGCGUUCAGUUCUUCAGCUUUUGCUUCUUCUGAUCUUCCGAUUCUCCGUACUCACGCUUCCAAGACCAGAGACUCUCGGUUCGAGGGGCACGAGGUGGUUCGGUUCACUCGAGAUCAGUUGUUGCAGCUUAGGGAGGCUGUGAAGAUCACUGAUGAUAUUUUAAGAGUUAAACAAGAGGUUGAAGCUGAGUUUUUUGGUGCUGAUCAGGACUGGAAUCGCGUGGAGAAUAAUUUGCAAAAUCAACCAAAUCAGUCGGCUAUUCGUCAGUUAGAGCCAGACAGCCGUGAUUGGCGUAGUCGACCUACACCAUUGCCCAGCACUGUUGAUUUGAGACAUAAUGGAGGAAAUCAAUAUAAUCGUCAGGAUCAGCAAGACUUACAGUACAGAAGAGGAACUUUCUCUUCUCAGCACGGGGGAGGUCCUACUCCAGCUCUUGUAAAGGCUGAGGUUCCAUGGUCAGUUCAAAGGGGAACCCUUUCUGAGAAGGAACAAGUACUCAAAACAGUGAAAGGUAUUUUGAAUAAGCUGACCCCAGAGAAGUUUGAUAUUCUGAAAGGUCAACUUAUUGAUUCUGGGAUAACGACUGCGGACAUUUUAAAGGGUGUUAUAUCAUUAUUAUUUGAUAAGGCAGUGCUGGAACCGACAUUUUGUCCCAUGUAUGCAGAGCUGUGUUCUGAUUUAAAUGACAACCUUCCCCCAUUCCCAGCCAAUGAGCCUGGUGGGAAAGAGAUCACAUUCAAGAGAAUUCUUUUGAAUAACUGCCAGGAGGCUUUUGAAGGCGCUGACAAGCUUAGGGAAGAAAUUAGGCAGAUGACUGCUCCGGAGCAAGAUUGGGACCGAAGAGAUAAAGAAAAAAUGAUGAAGCUUCGUACUCUCGGAAACAUCCGUCUGAUUGGGGAGCUUCUGAAGCAGAAGAUGGUGCCUGAAAAGAUUGUUCACCACAUUGUUCAGGAACUUCUCGGCCCUGAUAAUAAGACCUGCCCCGAAGAGGAGAAUGUUGAGGCUAUAUGCCACUUCUUUAAAACAAUUGGAAAGCAGCUUGAUGAGAAUCAAAAAUCAAAACACAUCAAUGAUGUUUACUUUAUCCGACUGAAGCAACUGUCAACAAACCCUCAACUGGAAGCACGACUAAGAUUUAUGGUUCGUGAUAUUAUUGAUCUGCGUUCAAAUGGUUGGGUACCCAGGCGGGAAGAGGUGAAAGCCAAAACCAUUACAGAAAUCCAUACUGAAGCAGAGAGGACCAUGAACUUGCGUCCAGGUGCUACUGCAAUUAUUAGAAAUAGUCGAGCUAUGUUAUCUAAUGCUCAGGGCGGUGGUAUAAGCCCAGAGGGUUUUCCCCUCAACCGACCUGGAACUGGUGGUAUGAUGCCUGGAAUGCCAGGAACCAGAAAGAUGCCUGGGAUGCCUGGAAUUGAUAAUGACAACUGGGAGGUUCCUAGGUCGCGGUCGAUGCCAAGAAAUGAUCCAAAUCAGUUGGCUGGACGUGUUCAGUCUCCAUCAGUUGGCAGGUCAGCAGCGUUGAAUGCAAGAUAUUUACCUCAGAGUGGGGCUAGAAAUGGCGGGCCUAGUGGCUUAUUGCAGGGUAAUGCUGUCACUUCUGUUCGCCCUUCUCACUUCAGCUCUAGUGUUGAACCUACACCUCCUUUUCCUGCCAGGCCUGUUACUGGGGCAGCCGUGCUUCCAGUUGCCAACCAAUCAUCGGCUUCUGGUAGAACAAGUCCGGAAGUAUGUAAGAGGAAAACAACCUCACUUCUGGAAGAAUAUUUCAAUGUACUUAUGCUGGAUGAAGCAUUACAGUGUGUUAAAGAAUUAAAUUCCCCCGAUUACCAUGCUGAAUUUGUCAAGGAAGCAAUUUCUCUUGCUCUAGAGAAAAGCCCCCCAUGUUUGGAACCUGUUGCGAAGCUACUGGACUACCUGUAUGCGAAGAAUGUACUUACAUCUGCCGACAUAAAUAGCGGAUGCCUUCUCUAUGGUUCAAACUUGGAUGAUGUUGGUAUUGAUUUACCUAAAGCACCCCUCAAUUUUGGGGAGAUAAUGGGAAAGUUAAUUUUGGCUGGGGAGUUGAGUUUUAAGGUGGUAGAGGAAGUGCUGAAAAAGAUGGCGGAUGACAUCUUUCAGAAAGCUGUAUUCAGUGCAGCAUUGAGGAUCAUUACUUCGAGUCCUUCUGGUCAAGCUGUAUUAGAUAUGCAUGCUGCUGAUAUUGAGUCUUGCAAGAGUCUUUUUUAGCAAAUGUUCCCAUCCUUUUAAAUCAGGACAAAGCUGGAGUCGUAACAGAUUUUCGAAUGAGUUGGGUAUAUGUAGUGUAUUCUGUCAUUUGAAGUGACGCGGCCGGAUAUUGCCAUAGCCCAUAUAUCAUGUUGAGCAGAAUGGUAGAAUAGGAAGAGGCUGUUUUUAUAUUUUAUUUUAAAAAAAAUUCCUAUUAAUUCUUUAUCUUCUGUGCUAAAACCUUAGCAAGGAGUAGGUUUUUGGUCCGGGGCAGAUUAUAUGUUGUACUGUGCAUCUUCCAUCUUCAUUCUAGCUUCUUCGGCUACUGUUUCUUUAUUAUUGAAAAUGUAUAAACUGAAUUGAGCAGAUUGCUGCUUAGCUAAAUUGACUCUUUUUUUUAA
Messenger RNA from Daucus carota subsp. sativus, 2826 nucleotides. RefSeq names its product eukaryotic translation initiation factor. Gene Ontology annotation, molecular function: protein binding; translation initiation factor activity; mRNA binding. Lineage: Eukaryota; Viridiplantae; Streptophyta; Magnoliopsida; Apiales; Apiaceae. The record is from RefSeq and is a predicted model, not a curated record. The transcript has 9 exons. Gene Ontology annotation, cellular component: eukaryotic translation initiation factor 4F complex. The coding region runs from base 146 to 2446 and encodes 766 amino acids.